Messenger RNA from Poeciliopsis prolifica (blackstripe livebearer), 8830 nucleotides. It is a transcript of the gene ptpn13, whose product is annotated as protein tyrosine phosphatase non-receptor type 13. The transcript has 49 exons. Gene Ontology annotation, molecular function: phosphatidylinositol 3-kinase regulatory subunit binding; protein tyrosine phosphatase activity. The record is from RefSeq and is a predicted model, not a curated record. Gene Ontology annotation, cellular component: cytoskeleton; nucleus; cytoplasm. Gene Ontology annotation, biological process: peptidyl-tyrosine dephosphorylation. Bases 327 to 7985 code for a protein of 2552 amino acids. Lineage: Eukaryota; Metazoa; Chordata; Actinopteri; Cyprinodontiformes; Poeciliidae.
GUAACUUUGUUUCGCUGGGGGAGAGCUCGUAACCGUGCCGAAGCGAACAGACUGGAUUCCCCAACAAAUAAUAAUAAAAAAAAUAUUUUAAUGUAACAUUUUUUAAAAAACUUUUACUGAGAACAAUUCCACGUAGAGGACCAUUAAAGUGGAAUGAGUCGCAUGACCUGUUGCUUGUCUUCCUCGCCGUGUAGUUAACUACAAUCCAAGAUGUUGCUUUGUGGAUGGGAUGGCGACUGGUGCAGUUUGUGUGCGGACUCGUAGCUUUCGUCGGAGUACGGACAUUUACGCCUGAACUCAUCGUCUAACUCUUCUUUCUUGAGAAGAUGCAUGUGUCUCUGGCAGAAGCCCUGGAAGUUCGAGGGGGGCCGCUCCAGGAGGAGGAGGUAUGGGCACUGCUCAGUCAGAGUGCAGAAAGCCUCCAAGAUCUUUUUAACAAAGACCCAGCAGCCAUGGGCUUCAUCAUCUCACCCUGGUCCCUCCUCCUCAUGCCCUCUGGCAACAUUUCAUUUACAGACGAGUAUGUCACCCAGGAGGACUUAAGAGCUUUCACAGCCCCAGAGGUCAUGGAAGGCAACCCCUUGAAUUCAGUUUCUGACAUUGAAAAGAUGCAUAUGUAUUCACUGGGAAUGACAUUAUUUUGGGGAGCAGACUAUCAGAUCCCUCAAAGCCAGCCCAUGAAGCUGGGGGAACACCUUAACGGUCUCCUGCUCAACAUGUCUGAUGACAUUACGUUGAGUCGGAUGUCGCUGCGCACGGUGCUGGACAUCUGCAGCAAGCACAUCAGAAACUCCACCUGUGACCCCCCUUUCUCCUACAUUAGAAAACUGGUCCGGUUGGUGCUUGGCAGUCUCUCCCAGCUGGAUGGUCUGCUGACAGAUAGAGAAUCUCUUCCAGAGCGGAGUAAGGAGAUUCGAGAGAGGUUGAGAGGCAAAGGCUUGCCAUCCGGGAGGAGUGCCGCCCCCAGAGUUUUGGAGCGCUACAAAGCCAGAACUCAGGAGCAAGCGGCUCUCAACAGGGGCCUCAGUCGAUCUAUGGGCUCACUGCCGAUUCAGGACUUGCUGAAGGGAGAUGAGGGUGCAGCUCCCCACAGUUCCCUGUCUGACUACCACACAAAUGCUGACUCUUCCACAGAACUUUUCCCCAAAGCCCCUUCACUCCAGCACCAGCUUUCUUACCCCUAUCUGCACCCGCUGCACCCCCAAAUGAAGGGCCGGCCUGUGGAGCUGGACCGUAGGUCUUUACCCUACCAAGUCACAGACAGAGGGCCGAGUCAGCCCAGAAAGACCUGGGCCUCCUCUGUGGACUUGGCUUACAUCGACCCAGAAGCUCUUCGUUUUGGAGCUUUGGAAGAUGCCCGGAGAGGAAGCAGUGUCUUAAGCACGCAUUCUGUGGGGAGGCGGAAAUCACCUUUGUCUGUGACCAAGGAGGUGGAUUAUCGGUACUCUGAGUUUGGUGAGCUGAAGGGCAGAAUGCCUCAUCACUUCUCUGCCCUGUCUGUCGGCUCUGGGCUCCCUGCUGCAUAUGACAGGAUCAAGGAGAGACAGAGGAAACUCCAGGCACUACAACAGGCAGUAAACGACCCUGUUCACACACACCAAAGGUACCACAGUGACUACAGCUCAUCUAGUGAAAGCCCAUCAGUGGCCUCUUCAGAUCCAGACUACAGGCUUGCUAAGAAACCCGGCGAAGUGACGAGGUACGGCUCCCAGCUGGCGCUUGCAGAACAAGACGCCCUGUCACUGAGAAGCCACAACUCACAGAGACGCAGGCAAAAUGAAGGGCCUGCUGAUGAAAGUGCUGAGAUGCUCCUCCAGAGGCAAGAGGAGGAGGUGCAGCGGCUGCAGACGCAACUGGCCAAUAGGCUGUCCAGGGCCAACUUCUACUCUGUGGAUGAGCCCCUGCUCCAACCUCAGGCUUCAGCACUUGACCUCCAGGACCCUCUUUACACUCCUUUAUCGCUCCGCAAAAACAAGAACUAUAAUGGACCUGAGUUUGUGAAGAUGGCCAGCGAACCAUCAGUAACCUUAUCUGUGCCUUCGUCAAUCAUGCAACCAAAACGAAAUAAGGUGGAAGACGUGCAAAGGAAGGUGGGUGUUGUGCUCCUGAAUGGGCAAAAACUGGAGCUGGGCUGUGACCUGAAGGCAGUUUGCAAAGACGUUUUUGAUAUGGUGGUGGCCCACAUCGGCCUCGUGGAGCACCAUCUAUUUGGCCUUGCAUACCUCAAAGAAACUGAGUUUUUCUUCGUUGAACCUGAUGCCAAACUUACCAAAGUAGCUCCUGAUGGAUGGAAGGAGCAUCCCAAGAAAAGAAGAACCGACGUGCCUUUUAACCUUUUCUUGCGGAUCAAAUUCUUCCACGAUGAUGUCAACCUCAUACAGCAUGCUAUGACCAAACAUCAGCACUACUUGCAACUGAGGAAGGAUGUGUUGGAGGAAAGGAUGCGCUGCAACACUGAAAAUGCCUUGCUUCUGGCUUCCCUGGCAUUGCAGGCUGAAUUUGGUGACUACCAACCAGAGCUUCAUGGGAAGACAUAUUUCAGGCUGGAGCAUUACCUGCCAGUGUCCAUCUUGGAUAAGGUGGACCAGACAACUCUUCGGGAAGAACUGCCUAAACUUCACAGUAACUACUAUGGUGCAUCAGAAUCAGAGGCAGAGUUUGAGUUUCUCAAGGCGAGCCAGAGGCUGGCUGAGUAUGGAGUCCAUUUCCAUCGAGUCCUUCCAGAGAAGAGGUCUCAAUCAGGCGUCAUGCUGGGAAUCUACUCCAAAGGCGUGCUCAUUUUUGAAGUCCUUAAUGGAAAUCGUACCCCAGUGCUGAGGUUCCCCUGGAGAGAGACCAAGAAGAUUUCCUUUGCAAAAAAGAAAAUUUGCCUUCAGAACACAUCGGAUGAGGUCAAACACCUUUUUCAGACUGACAGCAACAGGACAUGUCAGUAUCUGCUGCAGCUGUGUUCAGAUCAGCACAAGUUCCACCUGCAGUCGAAGGCGCGACAAAACAACCAGGAGCUGCAGGAUCUUGAGAACUGCCCCUUGAGCAGCAGGCAAUACUCCGUAGACUCUCAGGGUGGAGACGCAUCAGCCCGGAUAGCACGCCCCAUCAGCCUGGCCCAGAGCUUAUCCACGCGCUCCAACCCGGACCACCUGAAGAGGAUCUCAUACUCGGAGGUGGCUCUCAACAAGACACCGGCUGGCUCAGUAUUAGUCCAUGACGAGCUCCACCUUCCAGGUUACAACCCGCUAGCCUCCACUGCCUUAGCCCAUCCACGAUUGAUGAGUCGGUCCCACCACAACCUGGCACAGAUGUCAGAGUCGGAGCAGAACCCAGUGUUAGAUUUGCUCCGUUCGUCAAACGCCAGAUUGACCCAGCCCCAGUUAAACCAGGCAACUUCCAACUUCCAGCAACAUCAGCGGGCAAGCUCAGACACCGAUUCAAUUUCUCAUCUUCAGGACAAGCCUUUGGGUUCAGUUCUCCAGAACAGCCCAUCAUGGCACCUCGACCAGUCCAAAAAGGAGUCGGACUCAUCUUCCAUUGAGGACAAUGGCCAAGCAUAUGUAGUUGGUGUCAGUAUGCACAGUUCCUCUGGAGCUCCUUCAACUCCAGCUUCUGCUAAUGAUUCUUUGAAGAAAAAGCUGAAUGAGCUGCCAUCUCUAGAAAGAGAGAUCACAACUGUAAACUUAAAGAAAGAUGCAAAAUAUGGGCUGGGAUUUCAGGUUGUUGGAGGGGAAAACUCUGGCCGUGCAAACCUCGGUACUAUCAUUAGCUCCAUCACUCCUGGAGGUCCUGCUGAUCUAAACGGACUUCUAAAACCUGGUGACCGGCUGAUAUCUGUGAAUGAUAUAGACCUGGAUGGAUAUCCUUAUGAUGAAACGGUUAACAUCCUUCAGAGUGCUCCUGAUGAUGUCACUCUGGUAGUGUCACAACCAAAAGAGAGGCUGUAUCAGGAUAAACAUUCUUCUCCAUUUCUUCCCCAACCACCCAAAUCAUAUUUUAAUUCACCGAAACCUGCUCAGAGAUCAGAGCGAGAGGUUGACCCAUCAUUAGAGGAACAUCAUGGCACGGUCAGCUCCAGUCUUCCUCUGCAGGGCGCCGGCACUCCUACGUCUGCCUCCUCUUCUAAAAUCAACCAGCCGCCUCGUGAUAGACUUCAGCAGGCGCUAGAAAGAGUGAAAGCUGCUGCCUCCUCUGAAACCGCUACUGAAUCUCGAGAACCAGAGCCAAAGGCUGUAUUGAAUCAGUUGCCUCCAGCUCUGCCUCCAAAAACUAGAAGAGUCAAACUUUCAGUAGUUCCUCCGGUUUCUGAGCAGUCCGACAGGGGGGAUACAGACAUGGAUGAAGAGACUUAUUCCAAUAGUCAAGAGAAAGUGAAGGCUAAAAAGGAAAACAUCAUGGAAAAUUUAAAUGGUAAUGCCCCAGGGGUCAAUAGUCUCCGUCCAGGAGAUCUAUUUGACGUUGAGCUGUCCAAAAUAGACAGCAGCCUGGGCAUAAAUGUCACGGUACUGUUCGACAAGGGUGGAUCUAAUACAACAGUGCGACAUGGAGGCAUCUAUGUCAAAGCCCUGAUACCUAAAGGAGCUGCAGAGCUUGAUGGGAGGAUACAGAAAGGUGAUCGAGUAUUAGCGGUCAAUGGAAAAAGUCUAGAGGGAGCUACUCAUCACCAGGCUGUUGAAGUCCUCAGAGACACAGGCCAGACGGUUCACUUGCACCUGGAGAAAGGUCUUUCACCUAUGAACAGCAAUCAAGCUCCCCUCACCCCUCAACCCAACACCCGCAUGUCUGCCAAUAACCACACUCAAGCAAAGGACAAGGAGCAGCCACCAGAGGCCAAAGAUAAACCCGAGUACAGCUUUGUCACGCAAGAUAACAUGUUUGAGGUCCGUCUGCUGAAGAACACUUCUGGACUCGGCUUCAGCUUCAGUCGAGAAGAGCACGCCCCUGAUGAGCCCAACGGCCCCAGCCUGGUGAGAGUGAAGAAGCUUUUCCCGGGGCAACCAGCUGCAGAGAGUGGCCGCAUUCAUGUGGGCGACGUCAUCUUGCGAGUCAACCAAACCUCGCUGAAAGGACUCUCACAACAUGAGGUGAUAUCAGCUUUACGAGGAACUGGACAGGAAGUGACGCUCCUGCUCUGUAGGCCUGAAAAAGGUGUUCUUCGAGAUCUGGAUGCCUCAGCUUUGACACCCAAGCCAUCACCUAGGAAGGUGCCUGUAACCAUUACAGAACCCAAUCUGAGCUUGAACAGAACAGCAUCUCCUCCAGGGACGACUCCGAAAACUGCCGUGGAAGAGGCUCUGGCGAGGCUGAACUUCAAGAGCCCCGGCCGACACAACAGCUACAGCGACAGCACCGACGGUGAUGAGGAGGUGGAGAAAGCUUUCACCUCCAGCGCCUUUGAGCACAGCUUGCAAAACUGGGACAGGAGUGUCUAUCAAACGCCAGGUGGCAACUCAGAACUGGGACGCUUUGACAGCUCCGGUCAGCUGGACGGCACUUUCCACUCUGCUUUUUAUUCUCCGAUCCUCUCAAAGACAAGAUUGGACCUCAGCAACAGGAGUUCUUCAUCACCUGUGGAAGUUGAUAUGGAGUCAUCUCCUCUGCCUUUGACAUCCUCCGCCUCUGCCCCCAGUCCUGAUCCCCUGCCCCCUCCACUGUCACUACCCUUAAAAUUUAAAGUCCCCAGCAAUGCACAGGAUAUAGAAGAAGUGAUCUCGGAAGCAGAGCUGAUGAUUUCUUUGUUGAAGUCAGAUAAAGGCAGUCUUGGUUUCACCCUCACCAAAGGCAACGAUCAAGGGUGUUACAUCCAUGACAUUGUCCAGGAUCCGGCCAAAGCAGAUGGACGGCUUAGGCCUGGGGACCGAAUGAUCAAAGUUAACAACACAGAUGUGAGUACAAUGAACCACACUGAGGUGGUCAGUCUGGUCCGUGCAGCCCCUCCUCUUGUUGAUUUGGUGGUUGGAAGGAUUCUGGAAGCUCCCAAAUUCCCAGUGGAAGCCCACCUGCUCCCUGAUAUUUGCUUCAGGAGCAACCAAGAGCCACUGGGAUUGGUCCUAGAUGGGGGAAGGGACAGCAUUUAUGGGGUCUUAUUUGUAAAAGAUGUCAUACCAGGUUCACCAGCCUCAAAAGAGGGAAGCUUGAAACCACUUGAUCUUAUCCACUACAUUAAUGGGGCUCCAACCCAGGACCUAACUCUGAGUGAGAGUACCAGACUCCUGGAGCUGUCCCAAGAUGACCUUUGUCUGAAGGCGACAAGAGACGGAAUGCCUGUAUCUCCUGAACAUAAACAUGUCACUUUCCUGGACAACAUUGGCUCCAAGCUGUCAUCCAGCAUGAAUGGGUUUCCUCAAAAGAACGGUUCCAGAGACACUGAGGAUCUGGCCAGACUUUGUCCUGCAGAGGAGGAGAUUAUAACGUUGGAUCUAGAGAAGCCACCGUCUGGAGGCCUUGGUUUCUCUCUAAUUGGAGGGGAGAGGGGAAUCUUUGUGAAGUCCAUUACUCCAGGUGGCGUCGCAGAGUCCUCAGGACAGCUGCAGGUUGGAGACAGGCUGCUUAAAGUAAAUGAUGACCUAAUGACUAAUAUCUCCCACACCAAAGCCGUCACUACCAUUCGGAAAUCUAAAGGUCUCGUACAUAUGAUUGUUUCAAGACCACCUGAUCAGAACCCAAACACAUACCUGGCCUAUCUACCUAUGAACUCUGACAAGUGCAAUGGUAACACAGAUCUGAGUGAGGACAGCGGAGUGACCACUAAACUUCGGAUGUUGGUUGAACAGAAAUCCACCAACAUUCCUUCCAUACCACCAAUAGACUACGACAAUGAUCCUCUUGAGGAGAAAAAAGACACAGAGCUUUCAGAGGACACAGACUGUGAUGGAUCCUCUUUACCUGAAGACUCUCCUGUGAGUUCUCGGAAAUCAAUAUGGCAAGAAGAGAGUGUUGAUGUCCCAAGGAAUGAAAACAGCUACCUGCAGAUGAGUGCAGUGCAGCCAGAAGAUGAGGACCUCACAUGGGGAAGUGAUGAGCUCCCCAUAGAAAAGAUCAGCUCCCAGUCAACAGAUGACAAAUCAAUCAUCACUAAGGACCAGCUGACUGCUUUACCCCUUGUCAAAGUGGUUCCUGGUGGCCAGUACACAGGAACUAAUCUCCACUCUAAAGUUCGCGUGAUAAAGGGGCUCCUGGACCAGAAAAUCCCACUUCAAGAAUUUGAAAAUCUUCAGAAUCUACAGCCACUCGAUGACUGCUUAGUUGGUCAGACCAAGGAGAACAAGAAGAAGAACCGCUACAAGAACAUUAUUCCAUUCGACACGACUCGUGUAGUUAUUGGCAAAGAUGGUGGAUACAUCAACGCCAACUUCAUCAACAUGCAAGUGAAGAAUGAGCACUUCAAGUACGUCGCCUGUCAGGGACCUUUGCCCACCACACUGGGCGACUUUUGGCAGAUGGUGUGGGAGCAGAAUUCCAACGUGAUAGCUAUGAUGACUCAGGAGAUCGAGAGCGGCAAAGUGAAAUGUCAGCGGUAUUGGCCGGACACGCCGAGGACGGCAGAGAUGGUGGACGACAGGUUGCAGAUAAAGCUCGUCAAAGACCAGCACCUAGACCACUUUGUCAUUCGCCUCAUUGAGGUCAAAGAUGUCCAGACUAAUGAAAGGAAGCUUGUCACUCAUCUGAACUACACCGGAUGGCCUGACCAUGGAACACCCUCUCAACCCGAGCAUCUGCUCACAUUUAUUUCCUACAUGAGACACAUUCAUCGAUCAGGACCCGUCAUCACACACUGUAGCGCAGGCAUCGGUCGCUCAGGGGCCCUUAUCUGCAUAGAUGUGGUUCUGGGCCUCAUCAGUAAAGAUGCAGAUUUUGAUAUUUCAGAUAUUGUGCGAAAUAUGAGACUUCAGAGACAUGGAAUGAUCCAGACAGAGGAGCAGUACAUUUUCUGCUAUCAAGUGGCCCUCUACGUCCUCAGAUGCCUUAAAGCAGAAGAAAACAUCUCAGGAUAGUAACCAUAUCUUCUAGGUCCUGGGUGACCAGCCAGAGCAAAGCAGAACAAGUCAAUACAGGCAGAAAUUGGCAAAAAUUACACUGCUCUUUAAUGCCUCAUCUAUUUUUUUCUCCAAGAAUAAAUCAUUUAAGAAGUAUAUUUUCUAUUUUCGCUUUUUGUUCUCUAUAGCUGCUGCUCUUUUUCACUGCAUUUAUGCAAGCUGCUGAUUGUAUUUCCUAUCAAACAAGAGAACAUUAAUGUUUUAUUUUUCCUUUAGAUUUUUUUUUAUUGAUGAUGAAAUGAUUUUAUAUUUUAUGUGGAACAUUUAUGUGUAUUUUGAUGCUUGAACUGGCCUUGACAGAAUACUGUGUCAGUAUUUGCUAUUUAAAUCUAUUAUGCAGUUAUUAUAUACUGCCUGAGGCAAAUGAUAAACUGAAAGUGUACAUAUUAAUCUCUGGAAAAUUCAACUGGAUAUGUUUGAAAUAUUAUGUAGAGGGAAAUUUCUUUCAAAUAAGAUCAAAUAUUAAAAGUUUUAUUUGUCUUGUCAUAUUUUAUUGUUACGUUUAUUAUUGCAUCUUACAGCUGUUUCGGUUGCAUUCAUGCUAUAUAAUACAAUGGCAGUCACACUCCAAGCUUCAAUCAUUAUAUUGUUAAAUACAAUUCUGGUGGAUAACAAUCUCCCAAAAUGUCAGAAGAAGAAACAUUGCUGUAUUUACUUUAUUACCCCUCCGACAUAGAUGCCAUAAAAGUGACUGCACUCUAAAAAGUAUUAUAUGGGCUGAACUUGGUAUGUGGUAUGUUGUGCUCUAUUGAAAUGUUAUUGUUCGACUUCACGUUUACACAAUAAAACAUUUUGAGUCUGAA